UAACGUCCGUGUGCUGUGUGAUAUUGGCAGCGGGGUGUUAGCAGUAUCGCUAAGCUAAUUACCCUGAGAAUUGACACGUAGCCCUGUGAGUGUGGUAGUGGGUCAGGGUCUGAGCGUUUCGCUGGAGGGAACCGCAGAAGGAUGUGUCGACAGCAUGUGAAAUAGCGUUCCGUAUUCUCAGAGUGGGACAGAGGACAGGUACUUUAAUAUAGCGAUGGCAGCUGGCCAGAAAAAAUCCAGCACGGAAACGUAUUUGUUAUCCAGCUCCAACGGCCUGAAUGGAUCAAAAGCCCAAGGAGUGACAUCGACAGAUCAAAACUGCAAUGGCAAGAAUUCCCGCCUGGCCAAAAUGGCCUCAAACGUGCAGGAGAAGUGCGCAGCGUACGUCCUGGCCCUGCGGCCGUGGAGCUUCAGCGCCUCUCUGACGCCUGUGGCUUUAGGAAGCGCCCUGGCCUACAAACUGGAGGGUUCGGUGGACCUGAUAAUUCUACUAGUGUGCGCCGUCGCUGUCCUGGUGGUGCAUGGUGCUGGGAAUCUUGUGAACACUUAUUAUGAUUUUUCCAAGGGAAUCGAUCACAAGAAGAGUGAUGACAGGACUCUGGUGGAUCGGAUCCUGGAGCCGCAGGACGUGGUGCUGUUCGGCGCCAUGCUUUACUCGGUGGGAUGUCUCUGUGCCACGUUAUUGUAUUUCCUCUCUACGCUGAGGCUUGAGCAUCUUGCACUCAUCUAUUUCGGAGGACUGUCAAGCUCCUUUUUGUACACUGGAGGAAUCGGCCUGAAGUACGUAGCGCUGGGGGAUGUGGUGAUUCUGAUCACGUUCGGUCCCCUAGCUGUGCUGUUUGCACACGCAGUGCAGGUAGGUCACCUGUCGGUGCUGCCGCUGGUGUACGCAUUGCCGCUGGCCAUGCACGCCGAGGCCAUCCUUCACAGCAACAACACGCGCGACAUGCAGUCCGAUCGCAGCGCCGGCAUCGUCACGCUCGCCAUCCUUGCUGGCCCGGCGCUCUCUUAUGUCCUCUACAAUGUGCUCCUCUUCGCUCCCUACGUGGUGUUCUGUGUGCUGGCCACACGCUACACUAUCAGCAUGGCCCUGCCCCUGCUUACACUGCCCAUGGCUUUUCCACUGGAGCGCCAGUUCCGCAGUCAGCACUACGCCAAGAUCCCACAGAAAACAGCCAAGCUCAAUCUGCUUGUGGGACUCUUCUACGUUUUUGGGAUCAUUCUCUCACCUACAGGGAGCCUGCCACUGUUAUAAAAGAUCUUGUCGUUUCUCAAUUCUAUGCUGGAAAAGAACCUGACUUGUCACUGUUGCUAUUUUUGGCCAUGGUUGUUUUGUCUGCAAAGUACUUCUAUUUGUACCUUCUUAAUAAUUUAUAGCAAUUUUUUUUUUUGCAUCAGUGGAACUCAAAAUAUACUCAUGCCUAACCUGCUCGGGGGAUUAGCCAUCUUCAGGAUCGCUUCCAUCACCUGGGAAAAUGGUGAAAGAAAAUCAGCUUUUUUGUUUGUUGCCCAUUUUGUAAAUGUUGGUAUAAAAUUUGUAAUUUGAUUUCCACCCAUUCAUUUGCCACCAUUUAAUUUCGACCUUAAUUUAGUUUCUCCUUUGUUUAAUUUGCAGAUUGUUCAGUUUCCCACGGCUAACAAAGACUUUGCAGUUAUAAAGAUGGAAAAGUCAGUAUUCUUUGAAACGGUACGUGUUUAUAUCGACACAGUUUCAGAACUUUGUGGAACUUUAGCGAAAUGUACCUGGGGAAACAAUUUAUUUUCAGGACUUUGGUGAGUAUUAGUGACAUCACAUUACUAAAUUAACAGCUGUCAUUUAGUCCUCUCAGUUCCGGACUGCGUAGGAAUAAACAGGGCUGUGUCUCAAUGUGUGAAUGACACGGGCAGAAUUGUCACAUGUUAAAGCAGCUGGUCAGUCUGAAACCAAGCUGAGGCCUUCUUUAAAGGACGGGGGAUAAAAAUGUGAUUUAUGUACAUCUCAUAUAAAUAACGGUCUUUAAAAAAAGAUUUGAACAACAUCAGGUCUUUAAAAAAUAAAUGAAAUUUUAAAAUAAGUGACUC
Clarias gariepinus (North African catfish) is the source of this 2061-nucleotide messenger RNA. It is a transcript of the gene ubiad1, whose product is annotated as UbiA prenyltransferase domain containing 1. The record is from RefSeq and is a predicted model, not a curated record. Bases 215 to 1255 code for a protein of 346 amino acids. Gene Ontology annotation, cellular component: Golgi membrane; endoplasmic reticulum. The transcript is spliced from 3 exons. Gene Ontology annotation, molecular function: prenyltransferase activity. Lineage: Eukaryota; Metazoa; Chordata; Actinopteri; Siluriformes; Clariidae. Gene Ontology annotation, biological process: menaquinone biosynthetic process; vitamin K biosynthetic process.